AUAAAAAUUAAAAAACAAAAAAAAAAAAAAAAAAUAUAUAAAUCAAAAGGACGAAGGUGAAAAAGGUUGUUUAUCUAUAAAUAAAUAAAUUCGAAAACCUAAAAUUGGAAAUCUAAUUAGAAUUACAAAUUUGAAGUGGAAUAUUUAUAAACCACUGAAAUAUAUCGCUACCCAAAAACAAGGAUUAAGCCGACACUCUGUCAAAAAAAAAAAAAAAAUUAAAAUAUUAAAAAUUACAAAACAAACUAACAACGGGUCCAAAAAAUAAUUUUGCAAUUUUUUUUCGAAAUAAUCACGGUGUGUUUUUAUUCUUGUGUUCCCCGAUAGCCCCACUACCGCGCGCGUUCCCCUGAGAGUGUGUUGUGUUUGUCAAGAAUACCAUCGUCAUCGUAUCUGCGCUGCUGUAAUCUUAUCGGCAAUUCUUUAAACAAAUACCCCCCAUUUCCCACCUUUUGCAAAACGCUCUUCAAAAAAAAAUUGCCCUCAAAAAAUACGAAAUAAGUUCUAUAGUAGUGCUCACUCCAUGUUUACUCAAAUAAAAGCGUUUUUAUGUGUCCCAAGCGCUAUCUAAGCAACUGCACCCCAGAAGAUAUAUUCUCCCGCAUUUGAAACCAAAAAAAAAACGUACAAAUAACAGUGCAAAUAUUCCCAUUAUUGUUAUCGGUCGGUUAGUGGAACAACAGAAGAAAAAUUCUCAACUCAGAUAAAAAGCCGAUACGAAAGUGCAAUGUAAUAUUUGCCAGCUCUUGGAUACAAAAGCGAAACGAGCGUCUGAAACAAAUUUCGAGUGACCCUCUCCAAAGUGAAAUAUUUCCAUUUUUACAAAGUUACGAUAUAAUUAUCAUAAAAACACACUCACUCGUAAUUUGUAAAUAACCAAGAGACAAAGACGUCGUUAAACACACAAACGCAUUUUUUCCACCCAAUCCAAAUUAUGGUAAAUAGAGAACAAUUACCACCACCAACAACAAAGCGACGAAAUAUUUCAACCAACAACAACAACACAUCAUCAACAUCGACAAUUGUUCCGAGUCGAAACCAGACCACCUCCGCAAAAAUGUCUACCCGCCAAAAUUAUGUGUUCUUAGGUUUAGCCGUAUUGUUAGCAAUUGUAGCCACGGUCCAAUCGGGACCCGUCUCAACGACCACACAAGCUGAGAUAUAUUUAUCACAAUUUGGUUAUCUACCCGCCUCCGCCCGCAAUCCCGCCAAUGGUGGUCUCUUGGAUGCCAACACCUGGACCAAAGCUGUACAGGAUUUCCAGAGUUUUGCCGGCCUAAAUGUGACCGGUGAAUUGGACGACGAAACCAUGCGGCUAAUGUCAAUGCCACGUUGCGGUGUUCGUGACAAGGUUGGCUUCGGUACCGAUAGUCGUUCGAAGCGUUACGCUCUCCAGGGCAGCCGCUGGCGUGUCAAGGCUUUGACCUAUAAAAUUUCCAAAUAUCCUAAACGUUUGAAGAGAUCCGAUGUUGAUACUGAAGUUGCCAAGGCGUUCAGUGUGUGGAGUGAAUAUACCGAUUUGACCUUUACGCCCAAAGCGUCGGGACCCGUACAUAUUGAAAUCAAAUUUGUGGAAAGUGAACACGGUGAUGGCGAUGCUUUCGAUGGUGUUGGCGGUACCUUGGCCCAUGCCUUCUUCCCCGUCUUCGGGGGCGAUGCUCAUUUUGACGAUGCCGAACAAUGGACCGUAAACAGCCCACGUGGCACCAAUCUGUUCCAAGUGGCCGCCCAUGAAUUUGGCCACUCCUUGGGCUUGUCACAUUCCGAUGUACGCUCUGCCCUCAUGGCUCCAUUCUAUCGUGGCUAUGAACCUGUCUUCAAACUGGAUACCGAUGAUGUUUUGGCCAUACAGGCAUUGUAUGGUAAGAAGUCCACACAGAACGGCAAUGGUUUGAAUCCCACAAGUGGUGGUGCCUUCCCAAGGACAACACAGCGACCGGCUUUCACACCACCGCGGGCACCACGUGACGAUGUGAUUUGCAAGGAUCCCAAAAUUGAUGCCCUCUUCAAUUCAGCCGAAGGUCAGACAUAUGCCUUCAAGGGUAACAAAUACUAUAAGUUGACGGAGAAUUCCAUAGCUGAGGGUUAUCCCAAACUGAUUGCCGAAGGAUGGCCAGGAUUGCCCGGUGACAUUGAUGCCGCUUUUACCUAUAAAAAUGGCAAGACCUAUUUCUUCAAGGGUACCAAAUACUGGCGUUACAAUGGCCGCCAAAUGGAUGGUGACUAUCCCAAAGAGAUUAGCGAGGGCUUUACUGGCAUACCCGACCAUCUGGAUGCCGCCAUGGUUUGGGGCGGUAAUGGUAAAAUCUAUUUCUACAAGGGCAGUAAAUUCUGGCGCUUCGAUCCCCUUAAGAGACCACCGGUCAAAUCCAGCUAUCCCAAACCCAUUUCAAAUUGGGAGGGUUUGCCAAAUAGCCUAGAUGCCGCUCUACAGUAUACGAAUGGUUAUACCUACUUCUUUAAGGGUGAUAAAUACUAUCGGUUUAAUGAUAGGACAUUUGCAGUUGACUCUGCAGAUCCUCCAUUCCCCCGCCCCUCGGCCCAUUGGUGGUUCGGCUGCAAGAACACGCCCUCAUCAACAGGUAAUAUUGUGGAUAACUCAGAGGAAAAAGAGUCUGCCUCAUCAUUCUUUGAUUAUGAUAACGGUGAUAAUGUAUUCGAUGCAGGUGUUGAUGAUCAUCAAGCCCACGAUGAAGCCUCCGAAGCCGAUCGUUCUGUCAUGUCCAAUUCAGCGGAAUCGAUAAACAUUGGUGCACCGAUUUUGGCAACGCUUGCCAUGUUCUUGAUAACGAAAUUCAUUGUUAGCUAAAAGCAAAUUUUUUCGGGUAUUUUUAUUAUCAUCCUCAUUAUUGUUGUUGCUGUUUUUGUGGAUGAAGAUGAUGGUGGUGGUCGAGUAUCCAUCAUGCAUUGUUGCGUUGUUAUGUAAGCAAAUCUAGGAAACAUAAAAUAAGAAGCAAGCAAGAAAGAAAGAAAAACAUAAAUACAUACAUAGAUAAUAAUACAUUCAUCAGUGCAAGCGAAAGGAAACCCAAAAACCAUUGACGAAAAAAGCAAAUAUUAUGUAAACUGUAAAUAUUUAAAAACAACAACAAACAAAAUCAGAAAUAUGGCAAACAAGUGGAAAUAAAAUUCAGAAUUUUAUUAAAAAAAAAAUAUUCUAUUUUAAUUUUUUUAAUUUGAAUAAUAUGAAAUAGAUUCUGGAAAACCUGCUGAAAAAUGGAAGAUAUUUAAAUAUAUUUUUAG
This is a messenger RNA of Musca domestica (house fly), 3243 nucleotides long. RefSeq names its product matrix metalloproteinase-14 (gene Mmp1). Gene Ontology annotation, biological process: extracellular matrix organization; collagen catabolic process; proteolysis. Bases 935 to 2809 code for a protein of 624 amino acids. NCBI's taxonomy places the organism in Eukaryota, Metazoa, Arthropoda, Insecta, Diptera, Muscidae. Gene Ontology annotation, molecular function: metalloendopeptidase activity; zinc ion binding. The record is from RefSeq and is a predicted model, not a curated record. The transcript is spliced from 7 exons. Gene Ontology annotation, cellular component: extracellular matrix.